AACGAAGACACCCACCUGGGCAAGCCUCAGGACUGUCUCCCAUGCUAAAUUCGUUGUGCAAACACCAGCUGUUCUAAACUCUACUAGUACUCGGUACCUAGGUUAUGUUUGCCAACUGCCAGCUCGGGCUCCCGGGCGUGCCCUAGGGUAGAUGGGGGUCAAUGCUACCUCGUCCGGGGACAGGAACAGCCGAACAAGGGCUCUUAGGUAAUCCCCUCUCUUCCCAGACAAGUGACUUCGCUCCAGAAUGUUUGCCAGUUGUUCUUCCAAGUCACGAGGUAUCGGUCAACGCAGUUUCAGCUGCUCCGCGCAAACCAUUGGUUUUUGGGUUUUCUUGCCGUUUUCUGUGAGACUGCUUUGUUAGGGGGCCAUGCAAGCCUCAACUACGGCUGCGCUGCUGGUCGCGGGAUCGGCGCCGGGCGGGACGCGGCGCAGGUUGAGCUUCCGGCGGGUUGAGAGAUGGGCUGAGCCGGACCAGCCCGAGGGGGGCAAAUCUAAAUCGAAAGAAGCUGUCGAGCUGCUCCUGUGGUCUGAUAUUGAGGAGUGGCAGCAGCGCGGCAGUGACCACAUCCAGACUGGGUAUCGGCGGGCCUGCGGGAACGUGAAGGGUUGCCUUCUGAGUUGGACUUACAUCCACAAUGAGACAGUGAACAUCUGGUCGCACAUCCUCGGCGCCCUUGUCUUCACCAGCCUCACAGCCCUCGUCCUGACCGAGAUCCCGGCCCGGUACCACGCCGCCACGGCCGCCGACUUCGCCGUCUGCAGCACCUAUUUCGUCGGCGUGGCGGUAUGCUUCGCCCUGUCGACGGCCUUCCACACCCUCAUGGCCCACAGCGAGGCCGUCUACCUCCUCAACAUGAAGCUCGACUUCCAGGGCGUGCUGAUCCUCAUGUGGGCCGCCACCGUCCCGCUCGUCUACUACACCUUUCCCUGCGAGGGUGACCGGUACCUGCGGGCGGGCUACUGGGCUCUCAUCUCCGGGCUCGCGGUCACCUGCUCGGCCGUCACGUUCCUGCCGCGCUUCAGUGGGCCGCACCUCGGCCCCUAUCGCGCGCUGUUGUUUGGGACCUUUGGCGCUGGGAGUUUUGCGCUGCCUAUUGCGCAUGGGGCAGUUAGGCAUGGCUUGGGGGAGGAGUGGGAGAGGGUUGGGCUGGGCUGGGUCUUGUGGACGGUGGUGUGUGAUGGUGUUGGGGUCCUGGUAUAUGGGCUGAAGUUCCCGGAGAGAUGGUUCCCUCGACGCUUCGAUCUCUUUGGGGCGAGCCAUCAACUGAUGCACAUAUUCGUGGUUCUGGCGGCGCUCACAUACACCUGUGCGGUGAUAUCGGCCUUUGAUCACCGGUAUGAAAAGGGUGCCGUUUGUUGA
This is a messenger RNA of Diaporthe batatas, 1363 nucleotides long. RefSeq lists its product as uncharacterized. The transcript has 5 exons. Bases 371 to 1363 code for a protein of 330 amino acids. Gene Ontology annotation, cellular component: membrane. Gene Ontology annotation, molecular function: signaling receptor activity. NCBI's taxonomy places the organism in Eukaryota, Fungi, Ascomycota, Sordariomycetes, Diaporthales, Diaporthaceae. The record is from RefSeq and is a predicted model, not a curated record.